This is a messenger RNA of Neurospora tetraspora, 807 nucleotides long. Its product is annotated as 14-3-3 domain-containing protein. Gene Ontology annotation, cellular component: cytoplasm. The transcript has 5 exons. Gene Ontology annotation, biological process: intracellular protein localization; signal transduction. The record is from RefSeq and is a predicted model, not a curated record. The coding region runs from base 1 to 807 and encodes 268 amino acids. Lineage: Eukaryota; Fungi; Ascomycota; Sordariomycetes; Sordariales; Sordariaceae.
AUGGCCAACGAACGCGAGAGCAAGACUUUCCUCGCCCGCCUCUGCGAGCAGGCUGAGCGUUACGAUGAGAUGGUUACCUUCAUGAAGGAGGUCGCCAAGCUCGGUGGUGAGCUCACCGUUGACGAGCGCAACCUCCUUUCCGUUGCCUACAAGAACGUCGUCGGCACCCGCCGCGCCAGCUGGCGCAUCAUCUCCUCCAUUGAGCAGAAGGAGGAGUCCAAGGGCUCCGAUAAGCACGUCGCCAUUAUCAAGGAGUACAGGCAAAAGAUUGAGACCGAGCUCGAGACCGUCUGCAAGGAUGUCCUCGAGGUCCUCGACGAGUCCCUUAUUCCCAACGCCGCCACUGGCGAGUCUAAGGUCUUCUACCACAAGAUGAAGGGUGAUUACCACCGUUAUCUUGCCGAGUUUGCUUCCGGCGAGAAGCGCAAGGGCGCUGCUACCGCUGCUCACGAGGCUUACAAGAGCGCUACCGAUGUUGCUCAGACCGAGCUCACUCCCACCCACCCUAUCCGCCUGGGUCUUGCCCUCAACUUCUCCGUUUUCUACUACGAGAUCCUUAACUCUCCUGAUCGUGCCUGCCACCUCGCCAAGCAGGCUUUCGAUGAUGCGAUUGCCGAGCUCGACUCGCUCUCCGAGGAGUCCUACCGCGACAGCACCCUUAUCAUGCAGCUCCUCAGGGAUAACCUCACUCUCUGGACCUCGUCCGAUAACGGCGAGCCUGAGGCCGCUGCUGAGGCCCCCAAGGCCGAGGAGAAGGCCGAGGAGAAGGCUGAGGCUGCUGAGGAGAAGGCUCCCGAGGAGCAGUAA